Molecule: messenger RNA, 993 nt
Organism: Neoarthrinium moseri
Lineage: Eukaryota; Fungi; Ascomycota; Sordariomycetes; Amphisphaeriales; Apiosporaceae
Exons: 2
Coding region: 1-993 (330 amino acids)
Molecular function (GO): DNA binding
Source: RefSeq, a predicted model, not a curated record
AUGCCUUACAUCAGCGCCGAUCAGUUCACUGAUCUUGACGUCGACGCUGAGGCUGAGGCCCACCUUGAGAGUGAUGAGGUUGCCAAGCAUGCGACCCUUUCAGAUGAACCCUGUGCAGACGGCGACGAGACUGAAGCUCAAACGUUCGACGACAUGAACAUGGCCACACACUUGAUUGAUGGGAACGAGGACGUCAAUGAUUUGUCCGAUGGCUCGGCGAUUCCCUCCCCGAAGUCCAGCAACAACGCAGUGGCGACCGCUAUCGCGCCAACCUCAUCCCCCGAGCCGACGCCUGUCCCGAAGAUAGCGCCCAGAAAGAGAGGCCGACCCCGAAAAUACCCUCUUCCCGAUGUCGUUGCCAACGUUGCCGAAGUCCCUGGUUCGGUUAGUGCCAGCACUCCUCCCCGCAAAAGAGGCCGCCCGGCCAAGAAUCCUGUUGGUGAUGCUGCGACGACCGCGUCCCAGGGUAGCGCUGUCACUGAUUUCUCCCCCCGAAAGAGAGGACGUCCAGCGAAGAACUCGCCCGCGUCAAUCAGUAAUCGACUGGUGGCCGCAACCCGACGCGGACGUACUAAGGUUGUCACCGAGAGCCAGCAGUCUCCGCUCGCACCUGCUUCCGAUUUUGACCAGUCACCCUCCUUCACUCGUAGCUUUCCAAGCCUUUCCCGAGCCACCACCAGCUCGUUCAUACCGGUCAACCCUAUGCGUAACACCUCUUCGGCCAAACAUGUGGGAUUUGCCGACGCCGCGUCCACCGUUUCGCCGGAGGACCGCACGGGUCCUUGUUCCUGCGACUCUGUCAGAGGAAUCAUUCGAGAUGUCUUUUUCAAGAACGCCAUCCAGGAGCAGGACGUGUGGGUGCUUCCCCAGCCCGCCGCUCUCGAGAUGCACCGAUUCUUUGGCUAUGGCACACCGGCACCACAGAGCGAUCUGAUGGUACCUAUCGAGAACGUUGAGACGAUUCGCCACCUGCUUUUCGAAGCCGAGAACUAA